Fulvia fulva is the source of this 1263-nucleotide messenger RNA. RefSeq names its product Argininosuccinate synthase. The transcript is spliced from 2 exons. Gene Ontology annotation, cellular component: cytoplasm. Gene Ontology annotation, molecular function: argininosuccinate synthase activity; ATP binding. Lineage: Eukaryota; Fungi; Ascomycota; Dothideomycetes; Mycosphaerellales; Mycosphaerellaceae. Gene Ontology annotation, biological process: urea cycle; L-arginine biosynthetic process. Bases 1 to 1263 code for a protein of 420 amino acids. The record is from RefSeq and is a predicted model, not a curated record.
AUGUCGAAGGGAAAGGUCUGUUUGGCCUACUCAGGCGGUCUGGACACCAGCUGCAUCCUCAAGUACCUCUUGGACCAGGACUAUGAGGUGAUCGCCUUCAUGGCCGACGUUGGCCAGGAGGAGGACUUCAAGGCUGCAAAGGAGAAGGCAUUGAAGAUUGGCGCUACCAAGUGCUACAUCGAGGACCUUCGUCGCGAGUUCGUCGAGGAGCUCUGCUACCCAGCCAUCGCUUGCAACGCCAUCUACGAGAACGUCUACCUCCUCGGCACCUCCCUCGCCCGCCCAGUCAUCGCCCGCGCUCAGGUCGCUGUCGCACAAAAGGAGGGAUGCUUCGCUGUGUCCCACGGCUGCACCGGCAAGGGCAACGACCAAGUCCGUUUCGAGCUUGGCUUCUACGCUCUCCAGCCAUCCAUCAAGGUCAUCGCACCAUGGAGAGACCCAGAGUUUUACAACCGCUUCAAGGGCCGACAAGAUCUGCUUGACUAUGCUUCCGAGAAGGGCAUUCCAGUCACCAGCACCAAGAGCAAGCCAUGGAGCAUGGACGAGAACUUGGCACACUGCAGCUACGAGGCAGGCAUCCUUGAAGACCCAAAUGUCACCCCACCAGAGGACAUGUGGAAGCUCACUGCCGACCCGACCCAGGCACCAGAUCAGCCAGAGGACUUCGAGCUCACCUUCAAGAAGGGUCUGCCAGUCGAGCUCAAGCUUGCCGACGGUAAGACCGUCACUGACCCAGUCGAGCUCUUCUUGACUGCCAACGCUGUCGCCCGCAAGCACGGUGUCGGUCGCAUCGACAUUGUCGAGAACCGCUUCAUCGGUCUCAAGUCCCGUGGCUGCUACGAGACUCCCGGCCUCACCAUGCUCCGCGCUGCCCACAUCGAUCUCGAGGGUCUCGUCAUGGACCGUGAGGUCCGCGCUCUUCGUGACCAAUUCAUUACCUUCAACUACGCCAAGGUACUCUACAACGGCCUCUACUUCUCGCCAGAGCGCGAGUUUCUCGAGCAGAGCAUCACUUCUUCGCAGAAGAACGUCAACGGCAGUGUACGAUGCCGUGCCUACAAGGGCAUGUUCAGCGUCGUUGGCCGCUGGUCCGACACGGAGAAGCUCUACGAUGCCAGCGAGAGCAGCAUGGACGAGAUUGGCGAUUUUGAGCCAAGCGACACCACCGGCUUCAUCAGCGUCAACGCUAUUCGCCUGAAAAAGUACGGCAAGGCCAAAGAGGAGGCUGGCGAGAGCCUGGUUCAGCAUGACAUUGCUGUCUAA